AUGACCGCCGAUGGUUCUCAUGGCAUCUGCUGGGGAGCCUCCGAUUGGAGAGGCAGUGCCAAAAACCCGUUGAUUACUGUAGCGCAUUCGGACUACUUUCACGGUGACGUGGGGAACCCCUAUAGACGAAGUGUCGACAACACAAGCCAUGAUGUCCGGGGACAAGCCGAGGACCCUUCAACGAACGAGUUUGCAGCGCAUCUCGCCACCCUCGACUUUGAAGAGCUCGAGAAGAAGUUCGAGGACGAUCCAGCUCUAGCGGCCCGAGAAGACGCUGCUCUCAAUGCCGCCGUGGCCAAGCUGCAACGCUCACAAGGUGAGCCAGGUUCUCCACGGCUACAUCCACGCGACAUGACCAAGAAGACUCUCAGUAAGCGUGCCUUGCGCCUUGGCACGUGCACUGCGGUGAGAAACGACCCUGAAGGCAUAACUCAAGACUGCUACUGUUAUGAGUCCACCAACCAGGUCGGCACAUCUGCUAGGUAUAGCGUCACCUGCCAAGGCAACGAGGCGGCGACCAACUCCUGGAGCCGGGGCAUCAUGUUCGAUGCCGUGGGGAACCUGCGAUACCUCAUUGAGCGACUGAAUGAGUUCGGCUGGAAUGGACUGGUCACCGUUGCCGGCUCGCACGCCGGAACUGUGCUUUUCGUCCCACAGAACACGCGGCAGCAACCCUCGGAUCGGUCUGCGAACUGCUGCGAGCUUCUAAUACACAACGUCGUCACGAAUGCCAACAUCCUGCCGAGAGAUUGUUUCUGCCACCAGGACGCCCCUUACCAGGGAUGGAACAUGAUGACACAGAACCCCAUGGACAUCGUUGCUAGUUAG
Messenger RNA from Colletotrichum truncatum, 828 nucleotides. RefSeq lists its product as uncharacterized. The record is from RefSeq and is a predicted model, not a curated record. NCBI's taxonomy places the organism in Eukaryota, Fungi, Ascomycota, Sordariomycetes, Glomerellales, Glomerellaceae.